This is a messenger RNA of Scleropages formosus (Asian bonytongue), 9480 nucleotides long. RefSeq names its product microtubule-associated protein 4. Gene Ontology annotation, molecular function: microtubule binding. Gene Ontology annotation, cellular component: neuron projection. Bases 151 to 4674 code for a protein of 1507 amino acids. The transcript is spliced from 19 exons. Lineage: Eukaryota; Metazoa; Chordata; Actinopteri; Osteoglossiformes; Osteoglossidae. The record is from RefSeq and is a predicted model, not a curated record. Gene Ontology annotation, biological process: microtubule cytoskeleton organization; neuron projection development.
GAUGUUGCUCUGCGGUUAGGCAGAAGCGCAGUAGCGGAGGGAGCGCCAAGUGCAGGGGAGCCGUCACUCAGCCACUGCCGCCAAAGUGUCAGAAGAGACCCGUAAACGAACAACCAGAGAAGGAACAAUCAGCCUCACAUCGGCAGGACAAUGGCAGACCUGGACCUGAACGAUGCCCUGAGUGACAGCAUACUGCAGUCCGACCCCGAAAACAUGGUGCAGAGGGACUUUGUUGCCACCUUGGAGGCUGAGACAUAUGACGACAAGGUGGGGGAGACCGUGUCCAAGACGGACUAUGUCCCCCUGUUGGACAAGGAUGGGGAGCGGCAAGAUGGAGAGCCAGUGCUGGAGAAUGGACAGCAGGAAACCCAAGGGCCAAAGAUGCCCGGUUUUGCAGUGACACAGGGUGGACAGGGAGCCGCACAGCAUCCGGAACCACAAGAGAAGGUUUUGCACCAUUCGACAGAACAGCCGGUGCCCUCAGCUGAGUUUCUUUCAGGCCCAUUCUCAGCAGCAGGCUACCCUGAGCACUGGGGCACCCACCUCAGAGCUGCUCACAUGGACACUGGCCUGACAGGUCUUUCUCAGCCGGGGCCGGCAGCCGCCGUGGACGCUGGGGUGGCUCCGCUUCCUAUACAGAGACCCCCUGCUGUAGCAGAUGAGUCCUUGAAAGAGCCGUCGCUCACUGGAGAGCCCCAGGUGGCCUGCGCGUUGAAAGGGGACAGUUUUACAGGCGACCCCAGUGCUGCUACAGACCCCAGCUCAGGAGUCUGGUGUGACCCCUGGGGGGUUGAAGCGGGGUUACAGGUGAAUUUGCCCUUCACCCCCAGCGUCUCCACAGUGAUCAGCCGCCACACUAGCCAGAUAGCAGGGGGAUCACGAGAACCACCAGAUGGCCACUGGCAGUGUGCGCCUGCUGCUGGGGUCUGCGAAGAGAGGGAGUUUGAGGGGUCAGAUCGGAAGCAGCAGCAGAAGAAGAAGAAGAAGAGGAGACCCCGAGAUAAUGUUUAUGAGUUUCUGGAGAGCCAGGGCCCUUCAGACUUUCAAGAAGUCCGAACCGAAAAUCGCACGCCACGGAGGGAUGUUGGCUGGGAGCGUGAGGAAGGUGGAAGAAGCGGUGUUAGAGUGAAGAAAGGCAAAGGCAGAAAGAAGAUCCCUGAGGAUUGGGGCCUGCCCCCAGAAACUCAACUCCAGGAGCUGACUGCAAACUUGGCCAUCUACCCUCAGGGUAUGGAGGAUGUUACACCUAGCUUCCAGAAGCCCCUAGUCUGUCCUGCUGAGGCUUCCUCCUUUCCGCUGGAGUUGGAUGAAGACCUAACUUCUGCCAUGCCUCCUUCUCUUGUUGAGGACUUGCUGUCCCUCACAACUGCGGUCCCCUCUAUCCCUUCCAGUCCCCCUGCCACCACCCUUGAGCUGGCAUCCCACAGCCAGGUGAAUGAGGAUGUCACCAGUCUGGGAAGCUUCCUUCCCACUGAGCACGAUUCUGAGGUAGCUCCACUCAAAGCAUGCGACAAGAUGGAACUCUGCAUUCCCCUUAACCCCUCAGAUACCUGUGGCCCUAAGCAGGAGGCUCCACACACACCUGCCAGUAAUCUGGCCUUCCACAACGGUGGUGAGAGAGCUGUGUCUAUGCAGACUGACCCAAUUACAGAUUCGUUGAAGAGCGAGACUCCAGCAACUGAGCUUGACGAUUCCUGGCCCAACUUGCUUGCUGCUGAAGCAGCUCCCGUUGUAUCCUCAUCCAGUGAGCUGAAUGAAGGUACCACCUCUACAUCCUCUCAAGAGGCCACCAGUAUGACUUCUGAACAGACACUUCCAUCUGAAGAUGCUCAUGGCUUUGAAAAGCCCAUCUCUCUCAGCGGCGAUGCUGCUUCUGGAUCCCUCCUGCUGGAGGAGGACACUUUGCCUGCCCUGCCUCCUGUCUCUGCUGCUGAAGAUGCCUCUCUGUACUCCUCUGAGCAACAAAAAGGGCCUGAAUCACCAUUAGAGCAGCAAUCCGAAAAUACCUGCCCUGCCAAAGGCACCUCAUCACCACAGUCCGAACAGCUGCCAACCCAGACACCCCUGGAUGCCAGCCCCACCCAGCCACCCACUGAAGCCCUCAUGGGUCUGAGCUCGACCCUGAACCCUUCAGCUCCACCCUUCUUCCCCAGCUCCCCAGUGGCUACCCUUGAUGGAGGAAAAGAGGCAACGGGAUUUGUCGUAUGCACAGAGCAGGAAGUGAAUGCAGAAAAGACAGAUAAACAGGAGAAGACUAAGAAUACUGACAUAUACCAGAAGACUGAUGAAUUGGCUACACCUGAGAAAAAGCCAGAUGGAGGGGAGAAGCUCGAGAAGAAUGACAAACCUGGGAACACAGGAGAACAGAAGAAAGAGAGUACAGAUAAAGCAGAAAAUAUGGAUAUACUGGGAAAGACAGACAAAAACAGACAACAGAUGGAGAACACCGAAAAGCUAGAAAAGGUUGAUAAGGUGGUGAAGGUGGAUAAGUUGGAGACUGAAAAAGUGGAGAAGGUGGACAAAGUAGAUAAGACAGAUAUUAAGCUGGAGAAGACAGAUAAAAUAGAUAAGGUGGAAAAUAUAGACAAACUAGAUCAGAUAGCCAAGGCUGGUACAGCUGAGAAGACUGAUAAGGUAGAGAAGAUGGAUAAAGAAGAGAAGGCUGAUAAGAUGGAGAAGACAGAUGGUAAAACAGAGAAGGUGGACAAAGUAGAAAGUACAGAUAGUAAAGUGGAAAAGACAGACAAUAAGGUGGAGAAGGUAAAUAGUAAAGCAGAGAAGUCUGAUAAAGCUAAGGCAGACAGUAAAGCAGAAAAGACGGAUAUGUUUGAUAAGAUAAAUGAGGUGGAGAAGACGGACGAUAAAGUGGAGAAGGUGGAUAAAGUAGAGAAGACGGACAGUAAAGCGGAGAAGGUGGAUAAAGUAGAGAAGAUGGACAGUAAAGCGGAGAAGGUGGAUAAAGUAGAGAAGAUGGACAGUAAAGCGGAGAAGGUGGAUAAAGUAGAGAAGACGGACAGUAAAGCGGAGAAGAUGGAUAAGGUAGAGAAGAUGAACAAGGCAGAGAAAACUGAGAAGUUAGAGAGGAUUGAAAAGUCAGAACAGAAAACAGACAAGACAGGGAAAUUGGACGAGACUGAAAAAGUAGAUAUAGUAGGGAAGAAAGAUAUGGUGGAGAAGGCAGACAUGGCACAAAAAGCUGACAAAAAUGACAAAACUGCUAAAGUGGACAAGAAGGAGAAGCCCAGUACAGCAGAGAUAUCUGGAAAGAAGGACGCCAGCGGUAAAAUACAGGACAAAGCUGGGAAAGCAGCCGGUAAAUCUGCUGCUGCAAACGCAGUCAGUGUGGCACCAAAGAAGGACGCAACCAGCCCAGAAAAAAAGACCAAGCCCAGUGCUGGUUCAGCCAAACCGAGCCCUACCAAGCCACGUGCUAAUGGGCUAUCUGCUGGCACAACCGCCCCCAAACGCCCAUCCCCUACUCUCAGUUCCUCCUCUGCUGCUGCCAGCAAAAAAAGCCCCAUGCCUAAAGUAACCAGCCCCACCGCUGGUACCAGGCGGCCGCCAUCCACGGCCAGUCGUCCCCCUUCCACCUCUACAGCAGCGUCACACGAGGCCAAGUCAAAGAAUGAAGUCCACACAGCAGAGAAGCGCCCCCCCGCAGCUUCCCAGGCUCAGUCCGCGGCACCCAAAAACAGUUCCACCACAGCAGCUCCCACUAAGCCAGCUGGGGCACCUCGUGUUCCCCCAUCUACACGGCCCUCGCCCAGCACUCUCGCACCAAGACGUUCCUCCUCGGCCAAGACCGAGAGCGAGUCGGGGGAGGUGAAGAAGGCGAGCAUGGCGAAAGCCACGUCUGAAGCCAGUCAAACAAAGAGCAGCACAAACCGGACUUCUGCUACCCCCGGCACCCCAGGAUCUACAAGCACAACUCGUGCCCGUACCAGCAAACCUGCCACUUCCAGCUCCACCGUGCCCGAGAGGAAACCCCCGGUCCCACGGGCCCCGCGUUCCAGUGCUGCAGCUACCAAGGCCUCUCCCCGCCCUCGGUCCAGCCCAUCCCCUAAGCCUUCCCCCAGCCCGGACAUCAAGAACGCCCGCUCCAAGGUUGGCUCCACCGACAACAUGAAGCACCAGCCAGGUGGCGGCAAGAUCUCUACAACACAGGGCAGGCCUGAUCCUCUGGCAAAAGGAGAGACCAGCCAGGGCAAAGUUCAGAUAGUCAACAAAAAGCUGGACUUCAGCCAUGUCACCUCUCGCUUGGGCUCCAAGGACAAUAUCAAGCAUGUGCCCGGUGGAGGGAAUGUGCAGAUACUCAACAAGAAAGUAGACCUAAGCAAAGUGACAUCAAAAUGUGGCUCCAAAACCAAUAUUAAACACAAGCCAGGGGGCGGUGAUGCAAAGCCAGACUCUCGUAAAGGCAACACUAAAGAAAAGGCUCCGUCCAAAGCGGAGACAGUGGACAGCGUCAGUAAGGAAGCAGACAGCAGCCACAUUAAGGCUGAUACAGCACAGGCUACCAAGGGGGAUGCAGCUCUCUCUGGUGGCGACCCAGCUGCAGUCCCGGUUGAGUGUGCAGCCCAAGCGAACGGAGUGAACGAAAGCGCUCCCUGCGGGAGUGGAGGGCUGCGGGACGACCAGAGGCUCGACUCGCGCAUCCCUGAGACGAGCAUUUAAUCCUGCUUUAUGCUGUCACUGGACUCUUCUUGCCUAAGCCCCAACACCUCCUUUCUGGUUUCUCCCUCUCUCACCUCCUUCGUGUCUCUGUCUUUCCCUCUCCAUUUUCCUACCCUUCCUGCUGCAGAUUGAGUCUCGCAGGCUCAUAUUCCAUGGAGAACGCUGGGAACACGCAGGGACCAUGGUGAAGACACCCCCCCUCGUGGCCCGGCCAGGGCAGAAGUAUCCUCCCAAUUCCCACGCCCUCAAUGCAGCAUCUCUCUCCACGACUCCUCCAGUUCUGCCAGCUUCCUCCACUCCACACCUUCUUCUGCUCAAAGAAACAGAUUGGCAGGCAGUGGCACACUAUUAAAUUAUGGGACUUUAUUUUCCCCAUCUGUCAGUCCCCCUCCUCCUUAAACCUCAUCACCCAGUCUUCUGAUACCUUAUUGUCUCCAUAUGUGCGGACUGGUUGAACUCCCAUUCUCUCAGAGGCUCCAGCAGAUCAGGGCUUCAGCUGGUGAAGGAAGGAUAUAUUGAGGUACAAGACCUUGCUAUCUGAUGUAGUAAAUCUGUUUUUGGUUUGCAUCUGAAACAGUGCAUGUCACUGAAUCUCCCAGAGAGCCAAAGUCAAGUUAGUCUAUUGCUGAAGCCCUCUCUGCUUCUUACUUUCUAAAAGCUUCUGUCAGUCUCCAUAUAGUGGAGUUCCAACUAAGUGCAUGGUUCUUCUCCCACUGUAGUUAGUUUUCUUCAAUAUAGUGCUCCAAUGACAAAAAUAAUCAUAUUGCAUAACACCAAUCCUGUGUACACUCAACGUAUGUACAAAAAAAUCCCAUUUAGUCUCUGGUGGUGAAUUUAAUACACAGAUACAUGUAGACCUGUCCCUCCUGUUGUGGAUAUCCCAGGAUGCACCUGUGGCUUAUAGAGCAGACUGGCAAAUGUUGUAAACCCUUACGAGCAUGCAUGACCAUUGUGUGAUCCCAGUAACCAUGGACAAUUUCAUCCCUUUACCCCUCAUACAGGCACCCCUCUGCAACCUCACUUAGCCUCUUCUGGUCCAAUCAAUACACAAAUGCAACAAGUAGACUAAACAGUAUUAUAUAAAUGUCUUUCAACUCUGCGUUUGUUAUGUGUUUGAGUAAUUCCUGUAAUACUUAGCUGUCUUGUUCUAUUCUGUUUAGUUAACCUUUACUGUUUAUCUUUCGUCUUUAUUUAUUGAAUUGUCUAUAUCCUGGUUUUGGCCACUGCAGUUUAUGCUGGUUCAGUGAUUAUAUGUUGAAUAAUCAUCUAUAUUACUCCUUUAAUUAAGAAGUGUAAGUUCACAAGCAUCAGCUGAAGGAGCAUUCUACAUGUAAGAUAUGCAGUAGCAGUAAUAGACCUGCAACAUACAGUAGUUUAACAGUUUUGCAAAUAACUACUGGUGAAUAAAUUCAGAUUCCUUUCAUAGCUCUAUAGAACUGGAUGGCUGGAGGAAAAACUAUGAGUGGUGGAGAGUGUAACAGUAUGGUUCUCUGUUGCACUGCAAUAGGUUGGACUUUGGAGAAGUCCUCAAAUACACCUUUAAGAAAGCAGUUGACUUGGUUACAGAAAUGAGACAAAUCCAAGUAGGCCUUCAAGAUGGAAAAUUGUAAUUAGCUGUAGAUGAUGUAAUACAAUAUAAUGAGGAAAAAAACGAGGCAUUGAUGCUGAACGAGUGGGAGAAUUUUAUUAAAGUAUUUAUGCUUCAUGCUUUUAGUCAGCACAGUAUCACAGCAAAACCUUAUAUAAGCAUUUCACAUGGCGUGACUACAUAUCUGAAAAGGGGUCCGUUUCAUAUAGCUAAGGGAAACAUGAAAAGAGAUGGCCAGGGAAAGUGUGAAAAAGACCUGCACUCAAAAUUGUGACAGAACCACAUUUUAAUCUGUCGAAUCAUGAACUAGAAAUAUCCUUUGCAGGUCUUUUUCACAUUUUGCUAUGAUACUGGACUGGGGAAACAAAUCACGUUUUCCCCAAGCUGACAACGAACACUAUUUAAAAACUUUUUGAGCACAUGGGCAGAAAACGUAGGAUCUACUUUGGUGAGUACGUGUGGGUUUUACUUUUGUGAAAGGCUUGUUUGUUGUAGUUGACAUGUAGUUACUGCACUGGAUUACAGCUCUGCUGAGGAAGGCUGUAUGCAGAGGGUCGUCUGUGGAGAAUGUUUCACAUGUGCCUCUUUCCUUGCUCACCUGAAACUCGCAUAAGACAUGGGUGUACAGUGGAAACUGGAGCUCUGCUUUCUUCCAUGUCCAAUGCCAGAAAUGGACAACCUGAAUGUGCAGUGCUUGAAUGGAAAUGGGAGACUAGUGAACUUGUUUUCCUGUGACGCUGUCUAUCAGACUUUUGAACCAUGGUUUAAUUUUGUUAAGGCUAUUAUGUUAACCUGUUUUCCUUCCUUUUUUGGUUGUGAUAACUCAUGCUAAUGGGCUGUUUUUAAUGGAUCUGUGAAUACUUGGCAUUUAACUAAUUAAUGUUGUUAAUGGUAGUAAAAUACUUGGGUUUUACAUUAAUGUACCAAAUAACAUGAUUAUUACCACAGUGCAAGACAAUAAUAGUGUAAAAGGAGUUAGAAGGGCUUUGUGUUGUGUGGUGCAGAAUUUACUGCAUAGGACUAAAGUCUUGUUCUGUAGUGAUGCAGUGCGCUAGCAAAUUAGAGGAUAAUCCACCAUCUUGAAAACAUUCACAAGUAGUCUGUUACUCAUAAACCAGAGCACCAUUGUGAUUUAACAAGCAUUUGUAUUGGCCAUUUAAGACAUGCAUGUACUCAAAGUGUAAUGUUUUGCUGUUUUGAGAGUAAGCAUUGCCUGUUGCUCAUGUGUAGUUCAUCAGGCAGACUGUGUGUGUGUGUGUGUGUGUGUGUGUGUGUGUGUGUGUGUGUGUGUGUGUGUCAUCUUGAGCAUCUUUAACUCACCACAUCUAAACACUCCAUCUGUUAUCAGUCCUCUGGUCACUCGAGAAGGUGCCCACCAAAUGCUCUGUGAAGAAAACGAGAGGAGCUUUACAUUUCCACUGGGUCACUGCAGUUUAGGGUCGUCAUGGGAAAUGUCAUUGUUGGAACAAUCAGUACUGAGCUAUUGAACAAAAGCAUCACAUAUGGCACCUUAUGCUGGAAAAGCUUGACUAUAAUAUGAUAAUCGAAAGUGUGCUGUCAUUAAUCGAUUUAUUUUGGCUGCAGGUGGAGCUACAAUUGCUAAUGAAGGAAAUCCAGUCAUUGUACAGUGACUGUUUAUAGAGAGGUUGUGCUGUACUAUAACAAUUAAUGAUCAGCCUGCUCUUAUUGUGAGGGUGUGCAUUGUCCAGCUUUAACUAUAUGGAAAACACAUAAAUGAAUAAAAAUGCAAAUAGAAAAAAAAAUUAAAAAUGCAAUUUUUUUUUUUUUUUUUUAAAAUACUGAAGAUGUUAUUUUGAAUAAUAGAGAUUUGUAGAUAUUUCUAAAUCAGCUAUUUCCUGGUGCAGCAGUAUUUUCAGCAGUUGCUGUAGGCUUAUGUCCGCACUGGAGUUUUCGCUCUUGUUGCUAAAUGUUGUGCCUCUGGUUCCACAUUCAAACACAGCUAUACGUUCUCCUUGUGCCUGUGUAUGGUCACAUUCACCAAUCUUCCCUAGUCCUCCUGAUGUUAUGGGUCUAAUGUAGAUGUGCAACUUUUUUCUUUGUGUAUGAAAAGGAAACUCUGCGAAGGUUAUGCAGAUGCGUAAACUUUCAUGAGCUUUGGGGCUAUUCCUGCAAAGUGUUUUCUGAAAUUCAGCAAAGAUGCCUUUAGUUUCAGAACAGGCAUAAGUGGAAGAAUGUUUUAAAAUAUAAAUGUAUUAAUGAAGCAAUAUAAGUGCAUAUGUGUUUAUAUAAAUACACUCCCUUUGUCCUCCAUUUACAUCAUACAUUAUACACCAUGUAUUAAAUUCUAUUUUUGUUUGAAAAAAUUGUGCUGAACAUCUGUCUUAUAUCUUGAGCGGACUGAAAAUGCUGAUGAUUCAUUUAUUUGGGGGACUUCAAAGGUAGACCUAUCCAUCUGAUAGAGAGCCUACCUCCUGGGUCACUGUUGGUCACUGUUGACAUGAUUUGGACUAGACUAGUUCAACAGCUUUUGAUUUCUUAGUUUUCAGCAGCAUUGCCUAACCCUGUUACACACUACACACAUAGAUCUUUCAAAGACAACCCAAGGUAUGACAAGUGUAGAACCAAUAGUGUAACAUACAUUUAUAUUUAUGGGUAUUUUAUGUUGUUCUUCCAGCCAUGUCUUUGGAUGGUAUGCCCAUGAGGAUCUAAGGAGGGCUAAUAUAGUGUGUGAGAGAGUUUGUUGCAUUCAGCCCAUCAACAGUUAAAGCCCAUAUCUGUAAUAGAAUUUUUAAGUCUUUUAAGUGCAUAAUUUAUUGCCCCCCAUUCCCAAUAGGUAUACAGAUGUGUAUGUGUGUAUGUUGAGGAAGAGUCUAAAGUGUACAAGAUGCACCAGUCUCCUCAGCUCCAUUUAAAUAAUCAGAAAAGGGGUGGGAAUGGAUGUGUAGUGUCUGAGGUGGUCGCAGUUGCCAAAGGAAAGACGAACUGUUAAGAGUCCAGAGAGUUUGUGAGGAAGCCUGUGUUUUUCUGUGGUGAUCAAGGGGUACCGUGCGCCUUCCAAUAAAGCAGUAAUAAAGUAAGGCUCUCCUUUACAAUUAGCCCCUGCAAAAUGUGGGUAUUUACUAACAGAACACACUGCAAGACCAUGCUGAAGACAGUUCAGCCAAGUCUAUUUGCUAUUUGCGUGCUGGUUUUUUUUUUUUUUAUUAAGAUGUCUGUGAUUGUUAUUAGUGAUGUGACCAUUAAACAAAAUUGAAACA